Molecule: messenger RNA, 2868 nt
Organism: Clunio marinus
Lineage: Eukaryota; Metazoa; Arthropoda; Insecta; Diptera; Chironomidae
Source: the annotation of a GenBank genome assembly
AUUAUAUUCUGAUUAACACAUAAGCAAACAAAAAUAUAAAAGAGAUUACUCCACAGGAUUUGUUAAUCAUUUUUUCAAACUUUUGCCAUUUAAAACUUUAAAUCUUCCCAAGAUAGAACUUUCGAUUGAGUGCAAUUAAAACUGAUAGAAAAAUAUGUGAGAUGAACAUGAGUGCAAGAUAAUUUAUCUACGAUAAGAAGUGAAUAAUGUGAUUUGUGUUGAAAUGUCGAUAAAAGUUAAUCUAUCUAAGCUUCUGCUGUACUUCAUAACCAUUUCCAUUGUCAUACGAGUUUCAACUGCUGCUGCUAUCAAAUGCGAUCGAAUACCCGAUGGCACUUUGGCAAGUCGAAGUUCUUCCGACGGUCGCUUUAAGUUGAGAAUCCUUGGGGAACCAGAUCGUUACAUUCCUGGUGAAAAUUACACGAUCAGUCUCGAGGGUAUUUUACGCGCUUCCCAUGGACUAACUCAUAAAUUUACGGGCUUCUACAUAACUGCCGAGCGAGACGAACAAGAUUCUGUUGCUACAAUAUCUUCAACGAAGUAUGAGGAUGACAGCUUCGCUGGUAAAUUUCAUAUCGUCAUGAACGCCAUAUCAAAGUUCUCCGAAAAAUGCCGCAAUUUGGUUACGCAUACGAACUCAUUUCCCAAGAGCGACGUGCCCAUAUCAUGGACGGCACCGAAAGCUGGAAGCGGUUGCAUAACGUUUAAAUCAACUGUGAUAGAGCAUAAAGACAUUUGGUACAUGGAUGAAGGGGCAUUAAGUAAAACAUUGUGUGAAAAUGAAGCAGGUACAGGGGAUUCUCAAACGAUGAUUCUUGAAGAGUGUAAAGCUUGUGAUGAAGCGAAAUACGAGUUGACGUUUGAAGGUCUUUGGUCACGUCACACUCAUCCAAAGGACUUUCCAUCCAACGGUUGGCUUACGAAGUUCAGCGAUGUAAUUGGAGCAUCACAUACGACAGAAUACCGCUUUUGGGUUUAUGGUGAACCUUCAAGUGAAGGCAUGAAGGAAGUUGCUGAACAUGGAUCAACGAGACAACUCGAAAGAGAAUUAAAGGAAGAGAGUGAACAUAUCAGAACAAUUAUUAAAGCUCGAGGCAUUUCAUAUCCGAACGUAACAGGAAAAACUUUUGCAGUGUUUCGAGUUGAUUCAAAGCAUCAUUUAGUGUCACUCGUUUCAAUGAUUUAUCCAUCGCCUGAUUGGUUUGUGGGUGUUAGUGGAUUAGAAUUAUGUUUGGCGAAUGGUUCGUGGAUCGAACAAAAAAUUUUGAACUUGUAUCCUUACGAUGCUGGUACUGACAGCGGUCCGACUUACAUUUCACCGGAUCAACCGACGAUACCAAAGGAAGCGAUAAGAAGAAUAAAACCAAAUCAACCGAAUGACCCACGUUCCCCCUUCCAUGAUCCAGACAAUAAGGAAAUGAAGCCAUUAGCUCGAUUGUAUUUAUCAAGACAGCGACUAUACGAAAAGAAUUGUGACGCUAUCGUGACUGACACACAAAAUGAUUGUGCGGUUGGUAAGUGGACCGAUUGGUCAAAGUGCGAUAAUCCGUGUGGUAAAGGAAGACGUUCCCGGCAACGAUAUUAUCUUAAUCCUCAAUUGGCUUAUCAGAAAGGCUGCAAAAAGAAGCUAACCGACCAUGAAGAAUGCCAUGGAACGAGAGAAAAUUGUGACGAUGAGCCAUUUGAAGAGGAUGAAAAUAUCAGAAGAAGCUUUGACCCCGAAUGCGCCCUAACUGCUUGGACCGCAUUUAGUGAAUGUUCGGCAGCUUGUGGAAAGGGUCAAAGGUCGAGAACAAGAAGAUACAAAAUAAGAAAAAAUCACAAAAAAUGCCAGAAGAAAAAUCCCAAAGAACUUGAACAAUUUUUGAACUGUGAAGGGAUGGAAUGUGCUGGAAAUAAAAAGCAUGAAAAAUUGACAAAGAAAAAGGUGAAUAGAGCAUGCAGAUUAAGUGAAUGGAGUCGUUGGAGUGCAUGCACUGCAACUUGUGGUUUAGGAGAACGAAUGCGACAUUUUGUCUACUGGAACCGAAAGUUGGCGCCUGCCGAACUCAAGCUGAGAAUCGUUGGUAUUUCAACAAAUACUCACAAGACUGUCAGAUCUUCCCUUACACAGGCUGUCAUGGCAACAAGAACAAUUUUGAGACACAAGAACUUUGUCAGCAAACGUGUGCUCUAUGCUAAAUUCUCCACCCUCCAUCUACAUCCACUCCCUUCACCCUCUUCGUAUGUUCAUUCGAUAGGAAAAAUUAACAACAGUUUGCAAUCCUACUCACUCGUCGAUUCUGAACGCUUGAAAUUGAAUGAGCGAGUGGAUUGCGAAGUUACCAAUUGGAAACGUUCAAUGUGCAAUGUCACAUGCAGCGACGGUUUCCGAUGGAAAUCCAGAGCGAUUAUUAAAUAUCCGCAAAAUGGUGGACAAGCUUGCCCCAAAAGGCUAUCACGACUUGAACGAUGUUAUGUCACUUGUCCCAAAGCGAUCGCACUAAGUUCAUCAACACCACUUAUCGAUUGUGCAUACUCAGAAUGGAGCUCUUGGUCACCAUGUAGUAAAACAUGUGGAGAUUCUUCACUUCAAAUUCGAACACGAUCCGUUUUAAAUCAACAACAAGAUAUUAGCGAGUGUGGAGAACGCUUAGAAAAGCGACAGUGUGAAGUGAUGCCAUGUUUAGUUGACAACGGAUAUGGAAUAUUUUACAAUCACCAACACUAAGUUAUAGUUUAUGGGUGAUGGGAAAAAAGAAAAGGAAAAUUAAUUCUGUCAAGUGUAUUAUUAGAAAGUUUCUGUUUAUGACAUUUGUAAAGAGAGAGAAGAAGAAAAAAAUCAUUCACAACAAUAAAUUGAGGUUUAAGAAAAAUUGUGAGAAGGGA